Molecule: messenger RNA, 444 nt
Organism: Cooperia oncophora
Lineage: Eukaryota; Metazoa; Nematoda; Chromadorea; Rhabditida; Trichostrongylidae
Source: the annotation of a GenBank genome assembly
AUGAAGUUGUCACAUUGUGGGUACCGUGCUCCAGAAAUUCUACUGGGAACACAGCGCUAUUCGAUGGGUGUUGAUAUUUGGUCCAUUGGAUGUAUCUUCGCAGAAAUGGCAAGCAAGAAGCCGUUGUUCCAAGGAGACUCAGAGAUUGAUGAGCUGUUCCGUCUUUUUAGGAUUCUUGGCACUCCCACUGAGGCUGAGUGGCCAGGUGUCAGUCAGUUACCGGACUACAAGCCAACAUUCCCCAAAUGGAAAGGCAGCUCUCUAGCGGAAAAGAUGGCAAACUAUAUGGAUCAUGACGCGAUUGACUUGCUGGAGGAAAUGCUGGUAUACGAUCCUGCUCGUCGUAUCUCAUCCAGAAAGGCACUUCACCAUCCCUACUUUGAUGAUGUCGACACAUCCAGCGUUCCAGCAGGAGCAUAUCGUGGCGAACUGCAACUCAAUUAA